Messenger RNA from Drechmeria coniospora, 1425 nucleotides. RefSeq lists its product as uncharacterized. Gene Ontology annotation, biological process: rRNA processing. The transcript has 4 exons. The record is from RefSeq and is a predicted model, not a curated record. NCBI's taxonomy places the organism in Eukaryota, Fungi, Ascomycota, Sordariomycetes, Hypocreales, Ophiocordycipitaceae. The coding region runs from base 1 to 1425 and encodes 474 amino acids. Gene Ontology annotation, cellular component: nucleus.
AUGUCCAUGAUCACUGCGGCGCAAUGGGUUCCUCGGGGCUUCGCGGCCCCGUUUCCCAAAAGGUACACUCUGGAUGAGGAGGAGUAUGGAAGGAUAGCGGAGCUGGCCAAGCUCAAGCUGGGCGACGCCGAGGAGGAACUGCAGAAUGCACAAAAGGACGGACAGGACCUGGAUGAGGAUGAGGACGACGAUGAAGACGACGAUGAGGAUGAGGCGGAAGACAAGAUGCACGUGGAGAAGGAUACAUCGAAUAACAAGGCUAGGUGGGUGGCCGUCGACGAUGACGAUCUCAAAGAGUACGAUCUGGACCACUACGAUGACGAUGACGACGACGAGCGACAAUCCGGAGGCCAGAGCAUGAGCAUGUUUGGAUCCACGAAAUCUCUCGCCUACUACGAGUCGAACAACGAUGACCCUUACAUCACGCUCAAGGGCGACGAUGCCGACGACGAGGACCGAGAAGAUCUUCAAAUAUUGGCGACGGACAACCUCAUCUUGUCAGCCAAGGUCGAGGAUGAGAUGGCGCACCUCGAGGUGUACGUGUACGAGGAUGACGGCGACAACCUCUACGUCCACCACGACAUCAUGCUCCCGGCGAUCCCGCUCAGCCUCGAGCGCGGACGAGAAGAAGCUGAAGAAGAGGAAAAAGAGCAAGAAGGCUCACUCGGAGUAUCACGUCGACGCCGUCCUCUCGCUGGCGGCCAACCGGAAGCAUCGCAACCUGCUGGCCUCGGCCUCGGCCGACAAGACGAUCAAGCUCUGGGACGUCAACACGGCCAAGUGCGCCAAGUCGUACUCGUACCACACCGACAAGGUGUGCUCCUUGGCCUGGCACGCGACGGAACCGACGGUGCUGCUGAGCGGGAGCUACGACCGGACGAUUGUCGUGGCCGACAUGAGGGCGCCGGACGCAAAGGUGCCGAGAUGGGGCGUCGAGAGCGACGUGGAGAACGUGCGAUGGGAUCCGCACGACAGCAACUACUUCUUCGCGUCGACGGAGAACGGCGCGAUUCACUACCACGACAUCCGAAAGGCGCCGGCGAAGCCGGAGUCGACCAAGUCUGUGUGGACGUUGCAGGCGCACGACGACUAUGGAACAUCACGCCGACGGGGCCGUCGAUGGUUGUGGCGCGCAACCUCGACGUCGGCAAGGUGUUUGCGACGACGUUUGCGCCGGACGCCGAGGUCGCCUUCCGGCUGGCCGUCGCCGGCAGCUCGGGAAGCAUGCACGUGUGGGAUACGAGCACGAACCCCGGCGUCCGGGCCGCCUUUGCGCAAAAGGUCCCGGCGCUCAAGGAGGAGGCGGCCGAGGAUCGGCUGAUCGGUGUCGAGGACGACGACAGCAGCUCGAGCGACGAGGAGGAGGAGGAGGGUCAGGGUCAGGGCCAGGGACAGGAGGACGGGGAGUCGAUGGAUGAAGAUUAA